This is a messenger RNA of Peronospora matthiolae, 615 nucleotides long. The record is from the annotation of a GenBank genome assembly. NCBI's taxonomy places the organism in Eukaryota, Oomycota, Peronosporomycetes, Peronosporales, Peronosporaceae.
AUGUCCAUUUUAUCGUACAAUGGAGCCGCAAUCAUCGCCAUGGCAGGCAAAGAUUGUGUUGGUAUUGCAUGUGACACGAGACUAGGGUUGCAGGCGCAGACCGUGGCCAUGGACUUCCAGAAGGUGUUUCGUGUGACGGACAAGACGUUUCUGGGCCUCGCGGGCCUGGCCACCGACGUGCAGUCCGUCUCGCAGCUGCUCAAGUUCAAGAUCAACAUGUACAAGAUGAACGAGGAGCGGGACAUUAAGCCCAAGACUCUGAGUGCGCUGCUGUCCAAUAUGAUGUACGAGAAGAGGUUCGGCCCGUGGUUCGUUGAGCCCGUCGUUGCUGGCUUGACCGAGGACAACGAGCCUUUUCUGUCCAGUAUGGACUGUUUAGGCUGUGAGAUGAUGACGAAGGACUUUGUCGUUGCUGGAACGAUGGAGGAGGCGCUCUACGGCAUGUGCGAGUCCAUGUACAGACCUGACAUGGAAGAGGAGGAUCUCUUCGAGACACUCUCGCAGUGUCUGUUGUCGGCUUGCAACCGCGACGCGCUCUCUGGCUGGGGCGCCGUCGUGCACAUCAUUACACCCAAAGGUAUCACGUCGAAGAAGCUACUGACGCGCCAGGAUUAG